Messenger RNA from Capsicum annuum, 1284 nucleotides. Its product is annotated as repetitive organellar protein-like. The record is from RefSeq and is a predicted model, not a curated record. NCBI's taxonomy places the organism in Eukaryota, Viridiplantae, Streptophyta, Magnoliopsida, Solanales, Solanaceae.
ACUCUUAUCAAUCAUUUUCAAAAAAUAAAAAAUAAAAAUUAUUGUUUGAAUCUUGACCCAAGCCCACCUGGAAAGAGAGGAACGUCGAAAGGGUAAAACAAGAAGCUGCCUAUUCACUGUUUGAAAAAACCAAAAAUCCUCUAAAGCUAUGUCAGCCUCCUCAAAUUCCCCAAUCAAAGACAAAGAAAACCCACAUAUAGAAUCCCAAAUCUUGGAACCCCUUAACCCCCAAAAUCAAAAAAACCCUCGAAAUCAAGAAACCCAACAGCUGUUUCUUGAUGAAAAUAAGCAAGAAAAUACAGUUGAUGUAAGUACUUGUGGUUCUUUAACUGUCGAUUUACAGCUCGGAGACUCCGAGGUAAGUAUCCCUGAGUGUCGUACGAUGUCUCCUAGUAAUACCCUUAAGAGGCCUAAAAGGAAAAAGGGUAAGUGUAAUACAAAAAAGUUACAAGCAAUAGAGAGGAAAGUGCAGACGAUAAGGGGAAAUUUAAAGCCUGUUCCUUUUUUCCCGUCCAAGAUUCUUGAUUUUGAUAGGCACGAGAAGUUGUUGAGGCGUUUAGGGUUGUGGGAUUUUGUGCAUAUUGAGUUUGAUAGAGAUUUAAGGGUGGAUCUGCUUGCACAAUUGAUUGCUACUUAUGAUUCGAGAAUGAGGUGUAGUUAUGUUAAUUUUUUUAGGAUUAAUGUUAAUCGGGCCGAUUUAGCACGGGCGCUUAAGUUGCCUGUGAAGAAGGAUAGAGGUAGUGUUGAUGGCAUGGAUUUGGAUGUUGAUCCGUUGACUGAGGAGUCGAUAAGUUUUCUUGAGAAUUUUGUGUCGAUUUGGGUGCUUUUACAUGAGGAUAUGUGGAUAAUGCCGAAUGAGGUGAUUAGUUGGACUAAGGCGAUAAAAGACGGGCAUCCUGAGAAAGUGGAUUGGGCUGGAUUGUUUUGGUUUAUGGUGGAGAAGGAAUUGAUACAAGGGGAUGAAUUAGUGGACUGUUAUUAUGCUGCGCAUUUGCAAUACCUGAUAAAAUCGCAGCGUGAGCAGGUGUUGUUUAGUGAAGAGCCAGAAAAGGUGGCGUUUGAAGUUGAUGUGAAGGAGGAGGAUGAAUGUGGUAAUGAGGAGAAUGCGAGAGCUGGUAUGUCAACUGAAGCUCGAGAAUUGGAUGGAGCUUUAGGGGGGGAACUGAAUGUUGAGUUGACUUUGGGGCAUGAUUGUGGUCCGAAGAAAGAGGUGAAAGAUGUGGAGAUGAUGGAUGGUGAGGAGCACAAGGAAGAGAAGGAGGUCGAGGAAGAGGAGCACAAGGA